CAUCCAUCCAUAUCUGUAUGACUGUGUUCUCAGUAUAGUGUGAGUGCUGGAGUCCUCUUCCAGGAGCUCCUACAGCGAAAGUGGCUACCGUGAGCUGCCAUUUUGCAGACCAGCAAACUGAGGUUCCAGGCCGGCUGCUCACCCGCCCGCCCAGGUGAGCGGCGGCGACGGGAGAUGGAGGUCUGCUAUUCUCACCUCCUACCUCGCUGCGGCUCCGACACCAGAAGCCCACACCUGUCUGGGUGCCGCGGAGGGUGGACAGGGGGCGGCGCAGAUAGAAGGGGUGGUCCACCAUAGCGGCGCUUCCGGCACGAACAGGAAGUAAACCCUCUGGAACUACAACUCCCAGAAGCCGCUGCGUCGCGUCCUUGUCGACACCCGGGAGCUGCCGCCAUUGUCCGUGGUCGAGCUGAGGCCGUCGCGAAGUCCGCGGCUCUGGAGAACUCGCGCGGAGAGGCGGCACCAGGGCUGUUGCUGCGCCUGGUGGCCCCGGUUCGCCUCGAUGCCCCGGUCGCCCUCGGCUCCCUUGCUUCCGGCCUGGUCGGGCGGUCCCGGGUUGAUAUUCUAGGUGCCUGAGUGAUCAAACUUCAGGGAUGGCAGCAGUCAACCAGUGGCCUUCCUGGGGUACCCUUUUGGAUCAAUCCUGGGGGAUGGCAGCUGCUGACCGGUGGGCCUCCUGGGCUGUGUGUCCUCAAGAUCCUUCCUGGCACGCAGAGGAGAUCCCUGAGGAUAGGAAGAGGGCAGCUGGGCUCCCAGCAGCCCAGGUCCAGGAACCAGUAACCUUCAAAGAUGUGGCUGUAGACUUCACCCAAGAAGAGUGGAGGCAACUGAACCUUGUUCAGAGGACUCUGUACCGCGAUGUGAUGCUGGAGACCUACGGGCACCUCCUGUCUGUGGGGAAUCAGAUCACCAAGCCUGAGGUCAUCUCCCUAUUGGAACAAGGAGGAGAGCCAUGGUUGGUGGAACAAGCGUGUUCCCAAAGCACGCAUCCAGAAUUGAUGAGAAGUCUUGAAAGCAAAUCACUGAUCCCAACACAGAGUGUUUUUGAAGAGCAACCCUGUGGCAUGAAGUUGGAACGAUACAUAUGGGAUGAGCCUUGGUUUUCCAGGUUAGGAGUUUGGGGAUGUAAAGACCAGCUAGAAAUGAACCAGAGUACAGCGAUGAGGCAGAUGGUCUUCAUGCAAAAACAAGUACUGUCCCAAAGAGGUUCUGAAUUCUGUGGAUUUGGGACAGAGUAUAGCCAGAGUUUAACUUUUGUUCCAUCUCAGAGAGUUUCUCAGUUAGAACACUUCUAUAAGCCUGAAACACAUGCUGAAAGUUGGAAAUACAACUCAGCCAUAAUGUGUGCAGAUAAGGUUAGCUGUGAAAAUACUGAUCAUGACAAAGCCCUCUACCAGUCCAUUCUACCUAUUCACUCUGCAAGAAUGCAGACUGGAGAUAAUCUUUUAAAAUGUGCGGAUGCUGUUAAGUCUUUCAACCACAUAAUACAUUUUGGGGAUGGUAAAGGGAUGCACACAGGAGAAAAACUCUAUGAAUAUAAAGAAUGCCAUCAAGUCUUUAACCGGAGCCCAUCAUUUAAUGAACAUCCAACACUUCAUAGCAGAGAAAACCAGUGUGACUACAAAGAAUAUGAGAAUAUCUUCUACUUCUCAUCCUUUAUGGAGCAUCAAAAAAUUGGUCCUACAGAGAAAGCUUAUAAAUACAACGAGUGGGAGAAAGUCUUUGGGUAUGACUCAUUCCUUACUCAACACACAAGUGCUUAUACUGCAGAGAAACCCUAUGAGUAUAAUGAAUGCGGAACAUCUUUCAUCUGGAGCUCCUAUCUUAUCCAACAUAAAGCUCAUACUGGAGAGAAACCCUAUGAAUGUGAUAAAUGUGGAAAAGCUUUUAGGAAUCGUUCAGCCCUUACUAAACAUGAACGGACUCACACUGGAAUAAAACCUUAUGAAUGUAACAAGUGUGGAAAAGCCUUCAGCUGGAAUUCUCAUCUCAUUGUACACAAGAGAAUUCAUACAGGAGAGAAACCUUAUGUUUGUAACGAAUGUGGGAAAUCUUUCAACUGGAACUCCCACCUCAUUGGACAUCAGAGAACUCAUACUGGAGAAAAGCCUUUUGAAUGUACUGAAUGUGGAAAAUCUUUCAGUUGGAGCUCUCAUCUUAUUGCCCAUAUGAGGAUGCACACUGGAGAAAAGCCCUUUAAAUGUGACGAAUGUGAAAAGGCUUUUAGAGAUUAUUCAGCCCUUAGUAAACAUGAAAGAACACAUUCUGGAGCAAAACCAUAUAAAUGUACUGAGUGCGGAAAGUCCUUUAGCUGGAGCUCCCAUCUUAUUGCCCAUCAGAGAACUCACACAGGAGAGAAACCCUACAACUGUCAGGAAUGUGGCAAAGCUUUCAGAGAGCGUUCAGCCCUUACUAAACAUGAAAUAAUUCAUUCUGGAAUUAAGCCCUAUGAAUGCAAUAAAUGUGGAAAGUCCUGUAGCCAGAUGGCUCACCUUGUUAGGCACCAAAGGACACAUACUGGAGAAAAACCAUAUGAAUGUAAUAAAUGUGGGAAAUCCUUCAGUCAGAGCUGUCACCUUGUGGCUCAUCGGAGAAUUCACACUGGAGAGAAGCCCUAUAAAUGUAAUCAGUGUGACAGGUCCUUUAACUGUAGUUCUCACCUCAUUGCACACCGGAGAACUCAUACUGGAGAGAAACCAUACAGAUGUAAUGAGUGUGGAAAGGCAUUUAAUGAGAGUUCUUCCCUUAUUGUACACCUAAGAAACCACACUGGAGAAAAACCCUACAAAUGCAGUCACUGUGAGAAAGCAUUCUGUAAGAACUCUUCCCUGAUUAUCCAUCAGAGAAUGCACAAUGGAGAGAAACGCUUUAUAUGCAAUGACUGUGGACGGGCUUUCAGUGGUCACUCGGCCCUGCUCCAACACCAGAGGAACCACAGUGAAGAGAAACUAUAAUAGGAUUCAGAGAGUUUUGGUUCAAUAUACAUUUCAUAAAGCAUUGAAAAAUAACCCUAUUAGUAUAAACAAAAUGGAAAGUUUCUUACUGAAAAUUCAGUAAAACUUCUACCUUUAUUAUUUAAUAGAAAAUGCCUUUAGAAGAAACCUUAUGAAGGAAAAGAACAGAAAAGCUUUCCACGGUUAUAUAGCCCUUAUUCAGCACCAGAUAAUUUUAGAGAAGAAAGCUGUAUAUUCCCCACAUGUCCUAAACUUUAGGAACAAGAUUUAGGAAUGAAGUUUUACUUAGCAAGGACUUCCUUCUUUGUAGAUCAGUGUGCAUUGUUAAGUGGAAAUCUUUAUACUGACAAAGUAUUAAUGAUGGGAAAUAGAUUCCAUCUUGCUAGAAGUUUGGAUGGAAAGCUUUAUAAUAACAUUUUGUGCAUAAUCCUAUAAAUACAGAUAGAUUUUUCUACUUAAAGGGGGAAUCUAGGUGCUCUUUAGGAGAUAAAAUAUGGAAUACUAAUCUGAAUUUAAGGAAGAAAAUAGUAUAGUAUUGAAUAGGGUAUUUACUGUUGCUCAAGAUUAACCUCCUUAAAAACAGCUUAGUAAAUGAAGUUACUAAUGGUGGAAAGGUUGUCACCUAGAACUAGGACUGGUGUUAGGACAAAGGUGAUAAUAACCCAUUGUGUCAGUAUCCAUUGCAGUGUCCACUGCAGUUGUUGAGCAGUUAGUUUGUAAUUUGGUUUAGAUGUAAUUUGGUCUAUUAUAAUUAUGAACAUUACAGCAAUAUAUAUAACAUGAAGGGAUAGAAAGGACAUAUAAUUGUCUGUACAUACCUACCAUAACAAGUCUAAAUAAAUAUAUAUGGAGGAAAGACCUGUUAGAUCAUGGAGAAAUUAGCCCAGUUUAUUUUUUGGUUUGUUUCACAAGUACCUAUAGUGCUUACCAUGUGGUAGGCCUCAUUUUAUGUGUUUUCUUUUUAGAUAUGAAUUUGUGAAAUCCCCUUAAUUCUGAUUUAGGUACUGUCCAGUUGUACAAAUAGGGAAACUGAAAUAGAGAUUAUGGGAACCUACCCAAGGGCCAUAGCUAGUAAUGAGUGGAGCUGAAUUUAUCUUUCUAAUCACUGUGUAAUGCUGUCUCUCCAGUGAUGUUUUUCCCUAAUAUUUUUUCUCAG
Messenger RNA from Dipodomys ordii (Ord's kangaroo rat), 4110 nucleotides. RefSeq names its product zinc finger protein 606 (gene Znf606). Lineage: Eukaryota; Metazoa; Chordata; Mammalia; Rodentia; Heteromyidae. Gene Ontology annotation, biological process: regulation of DNA-templated transcription. The transcript is spliced from 7 exons. The coding region runs from base 594 to 2954 and encodes 786 amino acids. The record is from RefSeq and is a predicted model, not a curated record.